Messenger RNA from Pieris napi, 4219 nucleotides. Its product is annotated as protein disulfide-isomerase A5. The record is from RefSeq and is a predicted model, not a curated record. Gene Ontology annotation, molecular function: protein disulfide isomerase activity. Gene Ontology annotation, cellular component: endoplasmic reticulum. Bases 198 to 2105 code for a protein of 635 amino acids. Lineage: Eukaryota; Metazoa; Arthropoda; Insecta; Lepidoptera; Pieridae. The transcript has 12 exons. Gene Ontology annotation, biological process: protein folding.
UGUGGACUGGAUGACCGGUGAAGUUUCAACUUUCAAGUUAUUAGUCGCGAAUCGCGAUUAUACGGUAUUUUUCUAGGUAUUUUUGAAUUUGUUAUAACAGUUUUACGUUUUUGCUUUAAAAUAAGAUUAAAGUUUUUGUAAACGAACCGUAUAAAGUAUAAACUUGUGUUCAGCUGUGUUAAAACAUAUACAAAAAAAUGCGCCGAUUAGCUUUUGCCGAGUGUUUGCUAUUAAUAUUGUUAAUAUGCAUACAAAAUUCAACUCAAGCAAAGAAACACACAUCAAUAACUCAGGUUGAAGACCUUAAAGAGUUUAAAAAGUUAAUGAAGACAAAAACUAAUGUUUUAGUUUUAUACAUAAAUAUUCAAAAAGAGGCUAUGCCCAUUUUAAAGACAUUCCGAGAAGUAGCAGAUAAAAUGAAAGGGCAGGCUACACUGGUAUCAAUUAAUUGUGCUGGAAGUGAAGGAAAAAAGCUUUGCAAAAAAUUGAAGGUUGAAAAAAGCAGUCCUUACUUCAUAAAGCACUUUAAAGAUGGGGAAUUCAAUAAGGAUUAUGAAAGAGCAGAAACAGUGAAUUCUAUAGUCAAUUUUUUAUUGGAUCCAACUGGAGAUGCACCAUGGGACGAAGAUCCUUCUGCUAAUCAUAUUUAUCAUUUAGCUGAUUCUAUGGCGCUAUCUAGCUUUCUCAAAAAGUGUGCAGCAACCUCAAUGAAGUCAAUAAUUAUGUUUUAUGCUCCUUGGUGUGGGUAUUGUAAAAUAUUGAAACCUGAAUAUUCCGAUGCAGCUUUAGACUUAAAGGGCGAAGCAAUGCUGGCAGCAAUCGAUGUAUCUAAACCUCAGAAUUCAAAACUUCGUUAUGAAUACAACAUUACAGGAUUCCCCACUUUGUUAUACUUCGUAAAAGGCAAUUAUCGUAUGGUGUACAAUGGGGAUAACAAGCGCGAUGCGUUAGUGAGGUUCAUUCGAGACCCGAGUAGUGUACAGGAGAUGAAGAAGGAAACGCCAAAAUCCUGGGACUUGGAUACCGAUCUACUACACUUGACAGCGGAAAGCUUUGAUUCAACAUUGAAACAUGUCAACAACGCACUGGUAGUGUUCUACGCACCUUGGUGUGGUCAUUGCAAGAACUUGAAGCCGAAUCUCAUCAAAGCUGAAGAAAGUCUGAGGACGCAACAGAUUGCUGGUAUGAUCGCAGUUGUUGAUGUGACGUCAGAGCAGGGUUUGGGGUCCAGGUUCAAUGUCAAGGGAUAUCCGUCUAUUAAGUAUUUUAACAACGGCGAAUACAAAUAUGACGUCAACUUCCGCACUGAUGACAAAAUUGUUGAAUUUAUGAAGAACCCCCAAGAACCGGUCCCCACACCACCAGAAAAACCAUGGUCUGAAGAAGAGACAUCAGUGCGUCACCUCUCAUCAAAUAACUUUAAACGCUCGCUUAAGAAGGCGGCACACGCGAUAGUCAUGUUCUAUGCUCCAUGGUGCGGUCACUGUAAAUCGACUAAACCGGAAUUCGUAAAGGCCGCUGACACAUUCGCGGAUGACCUGAUGGUUCUGUUUGGAGCCGUUGAUUGUACGGUUGAGGAAGACAUUUGCGCUAAUUACAAAGUGAAGGGUUAUCCUACAUUUAAAUACUUUCAUCAUUAUGAGCGAGUUGAAGAUUAUAGUGGCGGAAGAAAGAGUGACGAUUUCGUAAAGCACAUACAUACACAAAUAGAUGGUCAGAAGCAAGAGCAGGGCAGGAAGAGUCAUACCGUGACCGGGUUUGGGAUAAAUGUGGUGCAAGCAAAUGAUGCAAAUUUUGAAGAUAUUCUAUCCGAUUCAGUUCCCAGUUUUGUCAUGUAUCAUGCUCAGUGGUGUGGUCACUGUAACGAGAUCAAGCCGUCAUUUAGCCGCUUAGCAACGAAACUUAAAAGCGAGAAUGCUAAAAUAAAAAUAGUAGCCAUUGACGUGACUGAUAAUCCAAAGGCAACAGAAUUUGGAGGUAUUAAAACGUUGCCAACAUUGAAAAUGUAUGCCAAGUCAUCUGAAGUGUCUGUUUACGAUGGAGAUAGAUCUCAAGAUGAUAUGUAUAACUUCUGUAAGAGUUUGAAGGUGAAAGAUGAAUUGUGAUCCGUAUUUAUCGGUAGCAAAAUCAUUAAUUUUUUAUAAUAUUUCAUAAUUAUUUCAUUACUUUUUAUCAUAGCUGAAUAUAUGUUGAAUUAUCUUAUAUCUGCUAGCAAUAUGUUGGUUAACAAUGUCAGAAUUGUUAUCAUAAUAUCGAAUAUAAUAAUUAUAUUUUAUUUAAAAUAAUUGUUCGUAAGGCUCAAUAUUAAAACGCUUGAAAAAUAACACUUAAAUGAAGUUUUUUAACGGAUCGAGACACGAAUUUAUUAAAUUAAUGAGGUAUUUAAUUUUCAACUUAUAAUUAUUGGGUAUUGCGAAAAAUUCUAUUUCACGUAACCUCAUGACAAUUUGCUAGUCUAGUUUUAAUAUGAAAAUAGAUUUAUUGGUAGUAGUAUUCCAGUUGGUAUUCAUUCUCAACAAGUUUGGUUUUGUAAAUUUGUAACGAUUUUGUCAAACUAUCAACAACCUGACAGUUCUCGAGUGAACAAUUUCAAAACGAAAAUGUAAUUUCCUUGAAUAAAACAAGCGAUCAAAACUACUUGUUGGGAAUUAUACAAACUUAGAACUUCAUAAAGAAUGUGUUGGAUCUGUUGUUGGAUAUGUGUAUUUACAUUUUUAACUUGUGUGUUAAAUUUCGUAUCUCGCAAAUUUGAUUAGGUCACAGGUUCAAUAAAUAUGCAAUAAAAAUCGGUUUAGUGGUUUUUGAUACCUUAAUUUUUCUUGAUAUAUAAAUAACUUUUCCAUAUAUUUUGUCUGGACUAGCAUUUAGCAAUUAGUAACGGAAUUUGAAUUCUCAGUAUUCCAAAAUAAAUUAAAACUGCAAGUAAAAUUUUGUAAACAACAGCCCGGGUUAAUUAAACUACCAUUCGUAAUAGCUACGAGGCGUUACUACUUUUAAGGAUCCGCGUCUUGAUAUCGUCACUUACAUUCCAUUUUCUUUGAUCGAAAAAAACUUAAGUAUUUUGCGGUAUUUUUGGCAACUCAUACGCGCUAAUAAUGAUAGGUCCCAGAUUGAGGGCCUAUUUUAUAAUCUUUAAGUAAUUUACAUUCCAAUUAAAAAAGUGGUCAGUUGCAAUAUUAGCACUACUUAAAAGUCAUGAACUUUUAUUUGUUCUUCGCGGACAUAUUGCUCUAAAUACUUCUGAAAUGAAAAUAUGUUUUUGCAAUUAUUCGACGUAAAUUUUACGUUGCGUUAUUUGUUAAUAUUACUGAUUACUAAGAUUUAUUGUGCCUUUAUAAUUCGUAUAAGUAAAAAUUAUGUAUUUUUGAUAUUUUGAAAGUAAAAUAAAGCCAUUAUUGUAAAAUGUUAAAAUACUUUAAAUACGCAUCAUUCGUGUUAUACAGUAACCCGGAAAAAAUAGCUUAAAUAUUUAAAAGAUUCAUAAGUCCAAUAUUUUUGUCAGCUCGCUGUAUUAAACCAGUUGUUAUGCUAAUUGCUAAAGUAAUUUCAGAUUCUUUUAUUUGUUUUACGAAAAUGCCUUUAAAUGUACGUACUUAUUAGAAAUACUUUCUGGAUUCAAUCGUGGAAUAGAUAAAUAGGUUGGAAGGACGUUUGCUUUCCAGUUUAAUUACACAACAUGUAUCGCUUUUUGCGGUGCCUGCGUAACCCUUGCAUCCAUAUCUAUCUAUUCCGUUGGUGCUAUAGGGAAUCUAUUGGAGUGAUACGUAAAAAUUUACACGUUUAUAUAUUUACACUAUUUACAUAUAAACAUAUUUACAUAAUUUUAUGAAUAAAUUUAUUAGAGUUUAAAUAUUUUCCCUAUAUUAUAAACCAGAUCAUAUAUAUCGCCUCAACUAUGGUCAUUGGUCAGUCAGUUCUGGAUUUGAGUCCCGACGAAACAAGCUAGUUGCCUUAAAAAAAAGUCAACGGGAAAUGGGGUCAUAUUCUUUAUCUUUUAAUUCAGUCUCUUGUCUACCAAAACCUUGUUUCCCCGGCACUGAAUCCCAGGACUGGCAAUACAUGUGCACCAAUGUAACUAUAAUAUAGAGUUCCUUCAUUGUCUUCCAAGUAUUUAAAUGCAUUUAGUUAUUAACAUGCUUUUUCAGAUAUGAAAAUAAGGAUAAUUGUUGAAGAUUUAACAUACUUAUAUUUUGUCAAAAAUAAAUUGUCUUACAAGCAA